AUGGGUGUUUCGAAGAAACAAGGAGGUAAAGAAUCAGAAGGCAAGAAAUGGUUGAUUGCUGGAAUCCCAGUACGGGCUCCUUUGAAAUCGAUAUCUACAAAGGCUAAAGAAGGAUGUGAAGACUAUGACGAGUGUUGUACGACUCCGCCGGCGAGAGAAUCGAAGAUACCGGGUAUAUUUACUUGCCCGGCGGCCCCAAGGAAGCGGAGGCCGAGUUUGAAAUGUCAUUUUGAUGAUGUCGAGUUCUUCAAUCCACCGGACUUGGAAUCUGUUUUUAUUCUCCAUGCUGAGAGAGCCAAAUGA
Messenger RNA from Fraxinus pennsylvanica, 303 nucleotides. The record is from the annotation of a GenBank genome assembly. NCBI's taxonomy places the organism in Eukaryota, Viridiplantae, Streptophyta, Magnoliopsida, Lamiales, Oleaceae.